AAAAUUUUGAAUACAGCAUCCAGCUGAACGACCGAGACUGGGCUGAAUUUUACUUCGUCUCCGAAGAGUGCCGCUUGGUCCCUCCGGCCUUGGCUACUGCUGAAGAACAGCUCCUGAGUGAUCCCGAGGAAGGGGAGGCAGAAGGAAAAAAGGGGCCCUUAGCCCACCCAAAAGCCAGCCGCCUCUCCGUCGGCGUCCCAAGUGGGCACCUGCUUGCAGAAGAUGCUUUCUCUGGCAGCGAAGAAGAAACCGACUUAGGCUCCGUCAGUAGGUUUCUCUGCAGAAGCCAACAAGCUUUUCGGACUUCCCAGCCCUUCCCAAGUCCGUUCUCCGGCCUCCCUUUGGACCCUCCUCUGCCAGGACGCACCACUGGCUCUGUCCCUCUCUUCGUCGCUGGAGAAGAAGGCUUAGGAACAGUAGCUUGGCCCAUGGAUCCCAACACUAAGGCGGAAGCCUGCCUCACCCAAGAGAGGGAUUCACAGGAGCCACAUCCAAGGCCGGAGACGGGAGGAAAAUCUUUGGUGUGCUCCCCUCUCGGUUCGAGUCCCGCGGCGACAACGGAGAGUCCAGAGGGAGCAGCAAAUGGCUUGGAAUUAAAGUACUCCCAAGAAGGCCACACUUCCCUGACCACUUCUGCAGCCUGCAAAUUCCCAGGGUCAACGAGCAACACCGCUGAUUCUGGAAAACGUGAAUUUCCCAAUUCCCUGCGCGAGGCAGCUCUGGAUCCCAGCUCCCUGAGUGAUUCUUCUCUCCUUUCUCCAACCUCUGGAGAAGUUGAGAAUCCAGAAAAGGACGUUGAGUGCCUCCAGGUUGCCUUGAGGAUGUCCUCAUUCCAGGAAAAGCAUUCUCCUUCUUCUCAAGGACAUUCGGUCCAGGGGACACCACUGUUGGUCAAGAGUAGAGCAAGGACUUCUGGAAAGGAAGGAGGGGAUGUCCUGGAAACAGGGAAGGGAGCAGAGCACAGCAGGAGAUUAAGCCCUCAUACUUUUCAAGAGGGAGACCAAGCCAAGGACAACGGGGUGGAAGGAUGCCCAGAGGUCCUAGAAGAAGAUGGGUCUCCAGAACCGGAGGUUGACCACAGAGGAUGGUCAGGAAAGAUGGAAAGGCAGAAUAAUGGAGAACCUUGUCCACAUCUUGCCAUGGCCAUCCCACCUGAAGGAGAGGCCCUAACUAGGACUCAAGAAAACCCGAGUCUUCUUCCCUACCAUCUGAAUCCAAAGGACUCUUCAGAAGGAACUUUAACCGACAUGACUUGGCCCGAGGUGUACGACCAUUUCUUCUCCGAGGACCUCCACGAAGUAGAGAGGCCACCACCAUCACAAGAGGGGAGACCGGGGAAGACCAGCCAUCAAUCAGAGCUACCGGCAGGUCCGGAAAUGUACGAAUAUUUCUUCCAGGAUGUAGGUGACUCUAUUAUUGAAGAGGAGAUGUGGAGCCAAGUUGGUCCUUCAGACACAUCUUUCAGCUCUGCCCAUGGUUUGGCUCCAUCCAGGGAUUUCGAAGACCCGCCGUCCAAUACGAGCUCCGAUCCCAUGGGAUUCCCAGAAGUGUGCGAGCACUUCUUUGCGCAACAACCACAAGACAAGGGCAGCCGGAGUCUGAACAUUAUGGCCGUGCCAACUUCCGAGUUACGGAAGGUCCUGAGAGCAGUAACAUCCCUUGUAGGUAGGCCAGUGCGCUUUCUCAGAUCACGGCCAAAGCGGAGAGGAUCUCAAGGGAGAGUGAUGCUCGUAUCUCCGACACUUCUGGACGGAACAUCGCCAAGAGCAGAAAACCUUGGGGUAGCUGUCUUUAAACCAGAGAGGCCUCUUCAGCUGGUCCUCGCGCCCAGAGAUCUAUGCCUGGGAUUUGUGGCGUUGGCGUCUUGGGCUGUGAAAACCUCCGACCUCCACGCUCCAGAUGCUUGGAAGAUUGUGAUGCUGGCUAAUUUUGGUACCCUCUCGGCCAUCCGGUGCUUCAGGAGGCAGGUGGUCACGGAAAGUCACCAGGGCUCUUAAGGAGAUGCCGAGCCCAUCCCAUUCGGUCCCUGAAGGAAGGCCUUUCCCCAUCGCUUCCAGCAAAGCAAGAAAGCAAAGUUUGUGGCCCAAACUUUACUGGCAGGGAACGAGGUGAGAAAGAAAGGAGAGGAAACCUUCCCUAAAAAACCAGUUUUAGUUACCAUCUACCUGUUGGGAUCUACCUAGCCUGUGCCUCAAAUCAAUCCACCCUUCCUUCCUUCCUUCCUUCCUUCCUUCCUUCAUCUCCCCUUCAGUCUUUUCUUUGUGUUUCU
This is a messenger RNA of Thamnophis elegans (Western terrestrial garter snake), 2269 nucleotides long. It is a transcript of the gene PERM1, whose product is annotated as PPARGC1 and ESRR induced regulator, muscle 1. Gene Ontology annotation, biological process: regulation of DNA-templated transcription; response to muscle activity. The transcript is spliced from 3 exons. Lineage: Eukaryota; Metazoa; Chordata; Lepidosauria; Squamata; Natricidae. Bases 429 to 1997 code for a protein of 522 amino acids. Gene Ontology annotation, cellular component: cytoplasm; nucleus. The record is from RefSeq and is a predicted model, not a curated record.